UUUUCAUUUGUUUGUGGAAGGGUGAAGACUGAGUACACGGAAGAUGUCAAUCCCAAAAUUACACUGUUGCAUCCCCACGAUCGGACUUUCGGUUACAGUGUUAGGGGUGCUUAACUGAUGUUGUUUAAGUUACAGCAAGUAUUUUGUCGUCGGAGCGAUCACGUCGACCCCAAAUUCAUUAUUACUUGCUAUUUAACGCCACAGGUUUUAACACGGCAUUGAUGAAUUCAUUUUACUCUGUGAUUUCGGACUUUUAGACCAUGAAGACCACUCGAAAAUGCAGAGCGUUGCUCUCCGUUGGUUUAAAUCUGGUGGCUCUCUUCUUCUCCACCACGGCAUUUAUUACGACUUACUGGUGCGAGGGCACACAGAGGGUCCCCAAACCAAACUGCAGCAAAGAUCGCUCGCACAACUGCAUAGACUAUGGGGUGAACGAGACGGAUCAGAGCAAAGUGCACUACAGCUGGGAGACCGGGGACGACAGAUUCCUCUUCAGACAUUUCCACACUGGAAUCUGGUACUCGUGCGAGGAAAACAUCAAUGGAGCAGGUGAGAAAUGCAGGAGCUUUAUUGAUCUGGCCCCAGCAUCAGAGAGGGGUGUCCUUUGGCUGUCAGUGGUUUCUGAGGUGCUAUACAUCAUGCUCCUGGUCGUUGGCUUCAGUCUAAUGUGCCUAGAACUCUUUCACUCAAGCAAUGUGAUCGAUGGACUCAAACUGAAUGCCUUCGCCGCUGUCUUCACUGUUCUCUCAGGACUGCUGGGAAUGGUGGCUCACAUGAUGUAUACACAGGUGUUCCAGGUCACUGUGAGUCUUGGACCAGAGGACUGGAGACCUCAUACCUGGGACUAUGGCUGGUCUUUCUGUCUGGCCUGGGGUUCGUUCACAUGCUGCAUGGCUGCUUCUGUCACCACCCUCAACUCCUACACAAAGACUGUCAUCGAGUUCAGGCACAAGCGAAAAAUGUUUGAGCAGGGCCUCCGUGAGGAGCAGACUUUCCUUGACCAGGAAGCCUUCAACUACUUCCGAGACCGAUCUGUGCAGUCCAUCUCCAGCUCUGUGGAGGUGUUCCCAGGCCCUGGAGGUAGUGGUGGCAAAGCACUCAGACCUGCAUCGUCAGUGGACCUGGGGGAGAUCCCUGAGUCUCUGGGAGAAGAACAGUGCUGAGAGGUAGAGGGAAAAAUGUUCUCUCAUCCACAACCUUCCCAUCCCACGGCUACAGUCAAACAAGGGGGAGCAUCUCAAAAGUGUCUCUGUAGUACAUUUGUGCAUCGUACAGCCUGCACCAGGUGGAAGAAAUACAAUGGAGCUUUUUCUGGAAGGGGCAUAAAAUUAUCAUGAAAUAAUUUGGAAUAUUUGUGUGAUAAGAGUGACAGGUAUGAGAUACGUAUAGUAAGGUGUAUUAUAGCUGCUGAUUUUUCAGUUUCAGUUGCUGUUUAACAUUUUUAGAGUAUGGGUGAUAUAUAUUUUUUUU
Megalops cyprinoides (Indo-Pacific tarpon) is the source of this 1470-nucleotide messenger RNA. Its product is annotated as germ cell-specific gene 1-like protein. The transcript is spliced from 5 exons. Bases 261 to 1163 code for a protein of 300 amino acids. Gene Ontology annotation, cellular component: plasma membrane. Lineage: Eukaryota; Metazoa; Chordata; Actinopteri; Elopiformes; Megalopidae. The record is from RefSeq and is a predicted model, not a curated record.